Cyphellophora europaea CBS 101466 is the source of this 2187-nucleotide messenger RNA. RefSeq lists its product as uncharacterized. Lineage: Eukaryota; Fungi; Ascomycota; Eurotiomycetes; Chaetothyriales; Cyphellophoraceae. Bases 1 to 2187 code for a protein of 728 amino acids. Gene Ontology annotation, cellular component: nucleus; MCM complex. Gene Ontology annotation, molecular function: single-stranded DNA binding; 3'-5' DNA helicase activity; DNA replication origin binding. Gene Ontology annotation, biological process: DNA replication; DNA replication initiation; double-strand break repair via break-induced replication. The record is from RefSeq and is a predicted model, not a curated record. The transcript is spliced from 2 exons.
AUGGACUCAAGAUCAACAUAUUCGCUCAGCGUGCUUCCGGGGUCCCUCGAUCCAGAAGACCAUCGACGCACCGAAACCCAGGCGAAGUUGAAAGAAUUCAUCCUAGCAUUUCAACUCGACGGCGCCUACAUCUACCGCGACCAGAUCAGAGAGAAUGUCCUCGUCAAGCAGUAUUAUUGCGAUGUUGAUAUCGCGCAUAUGAUCUCAUACAAUGAAGAGCUGGCUCACAGACUCACAACAGAUCCGGCCGACAUCAUCCCUCUUUUCGAGGCUGCUCUUAAGCAGUGCACCCAACGGAUCGUCUAUCCUCAACAACCCAAAAUCGACCUCCCUCAACAUCAACUUUUACUUCAUUCCUCAAUAGCUCAACUGUCCAUACGUGACCUGAACGCGACUAACGUUGCACACUUGGUCCGCAUUCCAGGUAUUGUUAUUGGGGCUUCAGUACUGUCCUCCAAGGCCACAUUACUCGCCAUUCAAUGUCGAAGCUGUGGCUAUGUAGACCACAUUGCAGUCGAGGGCGGCAUUUCGGGCGUGACGCUUCCUCGACUGUGUGGCCGUCCCAAGGCUCCCGGCACGAGCGAGCCCGGCGAGCAGUGUCCUAUGGACCCCUACUUCGUCUCGCACGAGUCAUCGCAAUUCAUUGACUCGCAAAUUAUUAAGCUGCAAGAAGCUCCUGAUGCUGUUCCAGUCGGCGAGCUUCCCCGACACAUCAUUGUCUCUGCAGAUCGUUACCUCACCAAUCGUGUCGUUCCAGGCUCGCGCUGCACAGUCAUGGGAGUGUUUUCCAUCUACUCGGCGCAAAAGUCUGGUGGCAAGAAGGACACUGUUGCAAUCCGCAACCCUUACCUGCGUGCUGUCGGCAUCACCACCGAUAUCGACCAUACUCUAAAAGGCGCACAGACCUUCACGGAAGAGGAAAUUCAGGAAUUUGAAGAAAUGUCCCGUCUCCCAGAUAUCUAUGAGCGCUUUGCCAGAUGCAUAGCCCCUUCAAUUUAUGGCAACGCCGACAUCAAAAAGGCUGUCGCUUGCCUGCUCAUGGGCGGUAGCAAAAAGGUUCUCCCCGACGGCAUGAAGCUACGUGGCGACAUCAAUGUGCUCUUGCUGGGUGAUCCUGGUACGGCGAAGUCGCAACUCCUGAAAUUCACCGAAAAGGUCUCACCCAUCGCCAUUUACACUUCUGGAAAGGGCUCCUCCGCGGCUGGUCUUACAGCCUCGGUCCAACGGGACACUCAGACGCGCGAAUUCUACCUCGAGGGUGGUGCCAUGGUCCUGGCCGACGGCGGCGUCGUCUGCAUCGACGAAUUCGAUAAGAUGCGCGACGAGGAUCGGGUGGCCAUCCACGAGGCUAUGGAACAACAGACCAUCUCCAUCGCCAAAGCAGGUAUUACGACCAUUCUCAACGCGCGCACGUCUGUGCUGGCCGCCGCCAACCCGAUCUUUGGACGCUACGACGACCUCAAGUCCCCCGGCGAGAACAUCGAUUUCCAAACCACGAUCCUCUCGCGUUUCGACAUGAUCUUCAUCGUGCGCGACGACCACGACCGGAACCGCGACGAGACCAUCGCAAAGCACGUCAUGGGCAUCCACAUGGGCAACGGAGGCAGUGCAGAGGACCAAGUCGAGGCCGAGUUCUCCGUCGAGAAAAUGAAACGCUACAUCAGUUUCUGCAAGUCACGCUGCGCGCCACGCCUGUCCCCCGCCGCCUCCGAGAAGCUCUCCUCCCACUUCGUCUCGAUCCGCAACCGCGUCGCCCAAUCCGAAAAGACGGCCAACCUCCGCUCCUCCAUCCCGAUCACAGUGCGCCAGCUCGAAGCCAUCAUCCGCAUUACCGAGUCGCUCGCCAAGAUGACCCUGUCGGCCGUCGCGGACGAGACGCACGUCGACGAGGCGAUCCGUCUCUUUUUGGCGUCGACCAUGGAUGCCGUCGCGCAAGGGGAGGGCGCGGCGGGUGCAGGUGUCGGCGGCAACAGGGAUUUGAUGGAGGAGGUGGCGAGGGUGGAGGAGGAGUUGAGGAAGAGGUUGCCGAUUGGGUGGAGCACGAGUUUGGGGACGUUGAAGAGGGAGUUUGUCACGGGGAGGGGGUAUAGUGAGGCAGCGCUGAGUCGGGCGUUGUUGGUGCUGCAGAGGAGGGAGACGGUGCGGUUGAGAAAUGGAGGGGCGCAGGUGUAUCGGAGUGGUGUGUGA